Molecule: messenger RNA, 261 nt
Organism: Rotaria sordida
Lineage: Eukaryota; Metazoa; Rotifera; Eurotatoria; Philodinida; Philodinidae
Source: the annotation of a GenBank genome assembly
AUGGAUUAUUAUUUGAGUAAAUUACCAGGUGUUGGUAGAUUUACUGGUCCAAGACAUUUUCAAAUCUUGAAGAAUUAUGUACCGUCAUUAACAUUAUUCGGUGCAUCAGCUCUUAUCUAUUUUCUUUAUAUUACCGAUUGGAAAGUAACAAAUACAAGAAUUCCAAUCUAUGGACGUAAAUUUGAUGAAAUGAAACGAGCAGCAAUGAUUGAUAAACAUGGACAAAAAGCUGUCGAUGAAGGAACUGCUGCUGAAGAUUAG